GACCGCUCAGCUGCGUUGUCAGACUCCAUAAUCUAGGUCAAACGGUGUACUUGGACAAGUCUUCGGAAUUCACAGUUGACGUGAUCCACGCCAUGAUUUUGAAUGGAUCGACCGACCCACCUACCCUCAAAGUCGGGCAAAUGCUAUACGCGCAAGCCCUCAGUAAGGGCGCGGUGGAUCACGGCUGAUGAUCCACCGCGCCAUGCAAAAAUCUUCAAAAUCUUAUCUAUUUGUGGAUCCUCUAUACCUUUGCCACGACAUUUUGUGGUGCUUUAUCAUAUGCCCUGGAUUUUGGUUUCCGAUAAAAACAUAUAUAGCCCAUGGUCGCUCAGCUACGGUGGCGAUGCUUUGUAGAUUGUCGGAAAAUUCUUAUGCUGCACAAGGGAAAGCUGCCCGUCUCAGUCCUUGUUAGUUAGAUUGCCAGUUAAUUUCAUUUCUACCGAAAAUUACUUGGGGGAAAAGAAUAAGAGGAGAUCGAUUCACCAUUGGCAUCCACCUCGUGGAGGUGUCGGCAAGAUGCAACCAAGGCAAUAUCAAGAACCUAAUUCGACCCCGGUCGACGACGUAAAUGCUCCAACGGUUGCUACCGUUCACAACGAUGGCUUCGAUUCCGCUCCGCUGUCCACCAGGUCCUCGUUUUCAUAUAAUAACAGAACGGCCUCAACUCCUGCCACGGGCGCACAGACCCCAGAUCCUCUCCUGGGACCCAAGCCUGUCAAUAACGAGGACUUGCUGAAAAAGCUACCGACGACGAUUACUCAGGGGGCUGAGAGUGGAGAUGAGUUUGAAUUAGAAGAGAGGAGAGGUCGAGCAGCAGCCAUUGACGGGUUGCAUAACAGGAGGCCAUCCGCCAUCCGUGGCCGUGAUAUGGCAGACGAGUCGGCAUCGCCACCCCCAAAGCCAUCGCAAGGACGUCCUCCUGAAAUACCAAGCUUUACAGCAGAGAUUGUACUUGUCAUUGUCUGCUCGGCAGGUCUAAUGCUCUUCUCGUUCUUGCUUGGCAACAUGUUGGUGGUGCAAUUGGAGCUGAAGAAAGCCCUGGGAAUCGGAAAUACCUCGCUCCCAUGGCUUGUAGGGGCCUACGCUUGCUCUAAUGGGGUGUCAGUUGUUGUAUCAGGCUCUUUGUUGGAUUUGACUCCACCUCGGCGUGCCAUUGUGGGCGCAUUUGCAUGGCUUACUAUCUGGAACGUGGUCGGCGCCUUUUCUCUUGAUCCGUCACGAGAGGUCUUGUUCUUCAUUGUAAGAGCAAUGCAAGGACUCGCUAUUGGUGUUUUGGUCUCUGGCUCAAUGAGCGUCCUUGGACGUCUCUAUAGCCCUGGUAUCCGCAAGAAUCGCGUCUUUGCUGCUAUCAGCGCUACGGCUCCGUUAGGAUUCAGUUUGGGGUCCAUUGAAGGUGGUCUUCUCCACGGAAACCUUCCCUGGAUUUUCGGUGUGAAUGCCAUUAUCACUGGUUUGUGUGCUGUCGCUGCCUUCUUCUCAAUUCCUCCUCUCCGUCCAGUUGCCGACGUGGAAGGCGCAGAAGCACCUACUCUGCGUCAGUUUGAUUAUAUUGGAGCCCUGUUUGCCAUUGCGGGCUGUGUCUGUCUCCUAUUCGGUUUAACCCAAGGGUCAGUAACUAAGUGGUCGGUAUAUACGUGCGUUUUGGUAGCUCUAGGCAUCGUUUUUCUUAUUUGCCUGUUUGUCACGGAACGAUAUGUGGCGCGGCCAUUGAUUCCCAGUCGUCUGUGGCGGACGAAAGGCUUUACCCCUCUCAUGGUGGCCUACUUUUUAGGAUUCGGCUCAUUUUUCGGGGCAUGGCAGUUCUAUGCAAUUCAGUUUUGGUUGAGAAUUCAACAUGCGACCCCUAUUGCAGUGGCCCUAUACCACAUUCCUAAUGCAAUUGUCGGCAUCAUCGCCACUUUCAUCGUCAGUCGCAUUCUGCAUCUGGUUCCUGGUCAUUAUAUCUAUAUCGUCUCUAUGUUCGCGUUUACUCUCGGCCCGGCAUUCUUCCUUCCGCAAACCCCAAAUACGAUUUACUGGGCCUUAUCCUUUCCCGGCGUAGCCCUCGUGACGUUCGGACCGGAUAUGGCUUUCGCCGCUGCCUCCAUUUUCAUCACGAGCAACGUUCCUCGAUCCUACCAAGGAAGUGCAGCCAGUCUCCUAGUCACCAACCAGAACCUCUCCUCUGCGAUUAUUACAAGUAUUGCUGAUGCGAUUGGGACUAAAGUCGAUCAGGGUCCAGAUGGGGAUGUAGGCCUGACUGGACUUCGGGCCAUUUGGUGGUUUGCGUUGGCAUGCCAGUUACUAGCUGCGCUGGUAACUGUUGUCUGGGUGAGAAUUCCAAAGGAGGAGGAAAAGGAGCAUGUCACUUGAUAUUGGCUACGGAGCAACCUCCCCUGCAUAAAUCUGCUGUUUUUCUUUUCUUCUGUUUUAGAGCAUACGAGAUAUCCCCAUGCUAUAGAUCUUCCCUUCACGCCAAGUAUGACAAGUUGCUUUUGAAUUUACUGGUAUAUAACUCUGCUACCAUUUCUGAUGGAUAUGCAUAUUAGUUUCCCAGAGUAAACAUGC
Aspergillus pseudotamarii is the source of this 2547-nucleotide messenger RNA. Its product is annotated as major facilitator superfamily domain-containing protein. The coding region runs from base 517 to 2352 and encodes 611 amino acids. Gene Ontology annotation, cellular component: membrane. Gene Ontology annotation, biological process: transmembrane transport. Gene Ontology annotation, molecular function: transmembrane transporter activity. The transcript has a single exon. NCBI's taxonomy places the organism in Eukaryota, Fungi, Ascomycota, Eurotiomycetes, Eurotiales, Aspergillaceae. The record is from RefSeq and is a predicted model, not a curated record.